This is a messenger RNA of Filobasidium floriforme, 1265 nucleotides long. Its product is annotated as AdoMet dependent proline di-methyltransferase-domain-containing protein. The record is from RefSeq and is a predicted model, not a curated record. Bases 53 to 1102 code for a protein of 349 amino acids. Gene Ontology annotation, cellular component: cytoplasm. NCBI's taxonomy places the organism in Eukaryota, Fungi, Basidiomycota, Tremellomycetes, Filobasidiales, Filobasidiaceae. Gene Ontology annotation, biological process: N-terminal protein amino acid methylation. Gene Ontology annotation, molecular function: N-terminal protein N-methyltransferase activity. The transcript has 4 exons.
CCCACGAUUCACAAGCAAGUACUACUAGCAACACUGAAGCAAUAUAACCAGGAUGACCACCUUGCCAGACUUUAAGAAGGGAAUCGACUAUUGGACGGCGGUGGACGCAACGGUAGACGGCGUGCUGGGGGGCUUUGGAAACGGUUCUCUACCCCGGGUCGAACAACUCUCUUCCCGCCUGUUCCUCCUCUCCCUCUUACCACAGCUCCAGUCUUUCCCCUCCCCACUCUCUUCCCCAGCUCAUCAACGUCCGCCGACAAAGAACAAACGUUACCUCGGCCUGGACGUCGGCGCCGGCGUAGGUAGAGUCACCAAGAACACCUUGCUUCCACUGUUGGACGAUGUGAUCACCAUGGAACCGGUCGAACACUUCAUCGGGGCUGCAAAGAGGGAAGCCAGCGAAGGAGGUUGGCCCUUCUUAGAGGAUCGGAGUGGGAAUGCCGUCUCCACUACCAAUCGCCAAAAACCUUCUUCCUCCAAGAACCGCGAUUCUGAUGAAGAAGACGAAAGCGAUCAGGACGAGAACACCCCGCUGGAUAAAAUGGGUAACCGGAUCCCUCGAGCUCGUUCUUCCCCCAAACCGAUCAAGGGCAAACGGGUCUGGUUCAUCCAGGCUCCCUUGAACGACCUGGACCCGGUCAACCCUCUGAAUGGGAAAGAGGCCAAGAGUUUAGGGGUGGUAGGGAUGGAGGGGAAGGGGUUGGGCGGCGGAGACGAAUCAUUUGGGGAGAAGAUGGGCGAGGUCGGAUACGACGUAAUCUGGUGUCAAUGGUGCCUCGGCCACUUGUCAAACCCGGAACUCGUCUCCUUCCUCAAACGCUGUCAGGCAGCCCUCCUUCCUCCCAGCUCGUCCUCAAAUAGCAAAGAUACUUCGGUCUACAACGAUCCUGGAGCGGUGAUCGUCGUGAAAGAAAACGUAUGCGAGAAUGGACCGGAUGGGACGGCAGUGAGCGUUUUGGACGAGGAGGAUAGUAGUCUGACUAGGUCGAACAAGAUGUGGGAAGAAAUCUUUCAACAAGCCGGACUCAAGAUCGUCAAGGAGGAGGUACAAUUGGGAUUACCUCAGGGGUUGUUCAUGGUCAAGAGCUGGGCUUUGCGAUGAGGCGCGAAGGCGGGACGGGCGACGAGGAUGUAGUAUCGAUCAUAUAUUUUGGCGGACACGAUGCUGGAGAUGAUAUGCGUCCCGAGAUGCAAUAGCUGUGGGGGUUUUCAGUCUCCUUCUGUGCUUUGAGUUGCCUCGAAAGAAGCUAGCGACAUGCCACAUC